ACUUGAACCGUUUGUAAACAUGCUUCUUAAGAAAAGUUGCCUUCUCCCGUCGUUACCUGAUCGCCUGAUACGACCAGAUCUCCCGGAUUUUGAUAAAGUAGAGAAGAAUUAUGUUGCGCGAGAGAAUCAAAAGAGCCACUCUACCUCCGGCACAGGAGAAUAUAGAGAAAUUAGAGAAGGUUGUGAAUGAUGGCAAUUACUAUGGGGCUCAACAGAUGUACAAGUCUAUCAGUGCUCGGUAUAUAAUAGCUAAGAGAUAUUCUGAAGCAUUGGAUAUUCUCCAAUCAGGGUCAUGCCUUCAGUUGCAACAUGGCCAGGUAAUUUGUGGUGCAGAGCUCGCUGUGUUGUUUGUGGAGACUCUUGUCAAAGGGAAAUUUCCUUAUGAUGAUGAAAGCCUUGACCGUGUCAGGAAAAUCUACAAGAUGUUCCCUGAGGUUCCUGUGCCACAGCUGCUGGGCGAUGACGAUGACCUCCAAAAACUUUCUGAAGCCCUUGGGGAGGCAAAAACACGAGUAGACAGCUGUGCAUCGUUCUUAAAAGCAGCAAUUAAGUGGUCUGCAGAGUUUGGGGCUCAUAGUAAUGGAUCUCCAAAACUACAUGUCAUGCUAGCUGAAUACCUUUAUUAUCAAUCUCCUGAGUCGGACAUAGGUAGAGUAUCAUAUCAUUUUGUCAGAGGUGACAACCCAAAGAAGUUUGCUUCUACUUUACUCAAUUUUCUGGGCAAGUGUUAUACAGGAGAAGAUGAUAUAGCAAUUGCACGAGCAGUUCUGAUGUAUUUAUCUAUUGGUAACCUGAGAGAUGCUAAUAUUCUCUGGAAUGAAAUAAAGCAACUGGAUCUGGACUUUUCCUCUUCAGAUUUGAUUCAGUUUAUCACUUAUCUGUUGCUCACGCUGCAGAGAGAUGCUUUGCCUCUAUUUAAUAUGUUGAGAGUGACUUAUAAAUCAAGUCUAGCUAGAGAACCUGAAUUUAAUGAGUUGCUAGAUGAAAUCGCGGAGAAGUUUUAUGGAGUCCAGCGUCGGAAUCCCCUACAAGGGAUGUUUGGGGACAUCUUCAAGAUGAUGGGGUGAGCAUCAAUAUGAAGUUAUCACCGGCCUUCGACAGUUGAUGCUUCUUGCGGUGUCUGUUGUGCCAUUGAAAUGCAGUACUUCUUAAUCUUCUAUGAUGGAGAUGAUUAGCAAUCUUCCAUCUCCCACAAAUACGUGUACCAUGUUGAAUGUUUUGAUUGCAUGCCAGCUUGUGUUAUUAUUUUGAGAAAAUUGAAUUGUCCUGUAUCCUUUUCUUGUAUUGAUAAUUUAUAUUCAGCGAAGCUAUCCAGAAUAAAACAAGAAUGUGGUGUAGAAUUGCUUUAAGAUAUUUUGAAACAGGAGAAUAAUGAAAAAUUCCUCAGCAGCCAUCUCCCCGGAA
Tripterygium wilfordii is the source of this 1404-nucleotide messenger RNA. RefSeq names its product Golgi to ER traffic protein 4 homolog. Gene Ontology annotation, cellular component: cytosol. The record is from RefSeq and is a predicted model, not a curated record. The transcript has 12 exons. Bases 111 to 1067 code for a protein of 318 amino acids. Gene Ontology annotation, molecular function: protein binding. Lineage: Eukaryota; Viridiplantae; Streptophyta; Magnoliopsida; Celastrales; Celastraceae. Gene Ontology annotation, biological process: protein insertion into ER membrane.